Molecule: messenger RNA, 2413 nt
Organism: Papilio polytes (common Mormon)
Lineage: Eukaryota; Metazoa; Arthropoda; Insecta; Lepidoptera; Papilionidae
Product: U3 small nucleolar RNA-associated protein 14 homolog A
Exons: 3
Coding region: 99-2396 (765 amino acids)
Biological process (GO): rRNA processing
Cellular component (GO): nucleolus; small-subunit processome
Source: RefSeq, a predicted model, not a curated record
UCAAUAAUAAACUUUUCGUCACUGUCACUUUUAGGUUAGAAUUUACCAUAUUGAUUAUUUAAGUGUGCAUGUGUUUAUAUAAAAUAAACUAAACAAUAAUGGAAGAAAUAGAAGAUGUAGUAGACUUUGUAUCCUCUGAACAUGAUCGUUUAUUAAGUGCGGUUACUAAAUUAGACAAAACUCAACAUAUAACUGUACCUACACGUAACGAACCAACGAAUACCAAUUCCGAGUUCAAUUUAAUCAAAAGAUCAAAUAAACUUGACUUAAAGAAUGUAGUGAAAGUAUUGGAAGAGACACCACAAAACUUGAAAAUAAGCAGAAAGCUGACCGAAAGUCAAAACCAUUCUAAAAUUCUACCUAAGCCGAUAGAGAAACCGCAGGCAGAACGUAUUAAAAGAAGCACAGGUUAUGAACAAACGAAACACAAAAUUGGAAGAUGGGAUCCGGUCGUUGCUCGAAAUCGAACUGUAGAUUUUGUGUCAUUCCCUCUAAAGCAUGUUAGUUCUAAACUUCAACCAACACAUGAGUUUUUAUCUAAGUUAAAAUUAAAGUCACCCCUUGAAAAAGAAUUGGAUGAAGUGGACCCACCUGCCCCUGAGAUUCCCGAAGAGGAGGAGAAACCUGAGUACCCAAUGUCAUAUGAAGAAAUGCUUGAACACAGGCAGCAGCUGGCAAAGUUACGAGCUCAGCAAUCAUACAAAGCAGCUAAAGCUAAAAGGCAGAGUAAAAUUAAGAGCAAGAAGUUUCAUCGCAUAUUGAAAAAAGACAAAUUGAAGAAACAGCUAAAGGAGUUUGAAGAACUGCAAAGUAAGGAUCCAGAAGAAGCACUAAAGAGACUUGAAUCACUUGAGAAGGCUCGAGCAUUAGAACGGCACACACUUAGACAUAAAAGCACAGGCAAAUGGGCUAAAAGUAAAUUGAUAAGAGCCAAGUAUGAUAAAGAGGUGAGGCAACAGUUAGCUGAGCAAUUAGCAGUCAGCAAAUCUCUUACCCAUAAAACAGUUGAUGAAGAAAGUUCGGAUGAUGACGAUGAAAACAAACAAGAAAUUCCAGACUUAACUUUAUCACAAGAUCCAACAAACCCAUGGAUGAUGAAAAGAUCCGAUAAAGAUAAUGUGGAUUCCGAGUUUGAUUUUGGAUAUAAAAAAUAUCUGAAAGACAAAAUGUUAAAACGAAAAGAAAUGAGUGAUUCUGAAUCUGACAAUGAAAAUGCAGAGAAUACCACUAAAACUAAUGGUGUAUUAAACAUUUUAAAGAAGAGUGUUAGUAAUUUAAGUGAUAAAGUAUCUGAAACACAAGAUGAGACUACAAAUAACAUAGUCAAUGAUCAACCUAAAAGAAAAAAGAGUAAAUCAUCAAAAACAACAAAACUAUUAAACAAACCUGAACAGGUAUCAGAAAACACUGUUAUAGUUGCUACAAAUUCAAAUUGGAAUGUUGAAUUUGUAAAUAUAUGUGAAGGAAAAGCAUCAGAGGAUAUUUCUAAUAUUUUUGAAUCAUUUGAAAACAAGGUUGUUAACGAGGUCACUAAAAAAUUAAAAAAACUAAAGAAAGAUAUCGAUAAAACAAAAAAAGAACCCAAACUUCGUAAAGAAAGAGAUACUGGUAAAUCACAAGAAGCAUAUGGUGUUGAUUAUUACGAAUUUAAAAAAACAAAUAAAAAACCAGUAAUUGAUGAACCAUUACUUGAGACUGAUGGUAAAACAAAUGUUGCUGAUAAUGAACCAAAAUCUUUAACUAAGAUAUUGACAUCUAAUGAAACACAAGAGAAUACUAAUGCAAAUAUUGAUCCUAGCAGAUUCAUUGUAGUCAAACCUAAAUAUUUGAACACUGCAUUACCAAAAGAUGUAAAUGAAUAUGAUGAGUUAGAUGAUGAUGAGCAAGUUGUUCCAAGAAUCGAUAUUGAAGAAGUUUUUGAAGAGGAUGAUGUUGUUGAUAGUUUUAGACAGGAAAAGGAAGAUGAAAUCAAUAAAGACAAACCUAAAGACAUUGACUUAAGUUUGCCUGGUUGGGGUCAAUGGGGAGGUAAAGGUGUUAAAGCACCAAAGAGAAAGAAAAAUCGAUUUAUUCUUAAAGCACCACCUUGCACUCUACGCCGUGAUGAAAAUAAAGGUGAUAUUAUAAUUAAAGAAUAUAAAGACCCAAAACUUGCUGUGCACAAAGUUACAGAUCUACCAUUUCCAUUUAAAACUGUUAAAGACUAUGAAGCUUCCCUUAGAGCUCCACUGGGCAAUACUUUUAUCACUGAAAAAGCCCAUAAGAAACUUAUUCAACCUAAUGUUUUGACAAAGGCUGGUACUGUUAUUCAACCAAUGGAUGAAGAUGAAUUACUUCUUCAAAAACAUCAGAAAUUCAAUAAUGAUCCUAUUAUUAAAUUAUUGGGACAGAAAUAAAAUUGAUUUUACAUGUA